UAGGGGACAGCUCUGGUGAGACACACUGGACUUGAAUGAUAAGGAACUGUAGCUGCCUUCCAACAAUGUUAAAACCGUUCUUUUUUAUACAGUCUAUAACAAAGUAACGUAUUAUCUCUCAUGUGUAUUUGUGAUAGAUCGAGGCAAACUAUUGGCUACUUAUAAAGACUCAAACUUCGGUAUUUGUACCCUAGUGAUUCGCGGACCGGAUAACAAGCGGUUACUGUGCGGGACAGUGGCGAUUCAGAGAGGAACCAAGAUAUCAAUCCCUUAGGUCCUCUCUACCUUUGCUCUCUCCUCAGUGAGAGUCAUCACAACUGUAGUGGAGGCCAUGCUCGCCAACUAACUCAUGAAGACAAUGAUCCUGUCUGCAAUGCUAACAUUCCUGGUGCAUAUCCUCAUCAUCUACCAUGGUGUUGUGUCUGUGGAGCCUAUGCAAGAAUCCCCCCAUGGAGAUGUUCUAGACCUCCCCUGGCAGACAGAGCUCUGCUGUGCCUCACCCCCAGCCCAGCUUCAUCAUGGGGGAGAGGGAGAGGACGAGGGGUCUGCGGGGUCCAGGAGGGCACCAUCUGAUCCGGGACACCCACACACACCCCAGUGCCUCUUUAGGAACUCCACAAGCACACUAAUACCUCCCCAGGAGACAAAUCCCAGUGGAGCCACCUGUUGGGACAUCAUGUGUCGUGUCGAUGAGACUUGGGAAAAUGUCAUAUGUGAUCUAAAGCACCGCGCCACUUCUUCAGACACCUCCACUCCUGGGUUGGUGACAAUUUGCUUGCAGCGCUUGGUAUCACAGCCUGACAGUGAGGUAAACACCACGCAUGGGACUGACAGCACGGACUGUGUGGGAAAGGAUUCCGUCACCUGUUCUAUCGUCACCCUCGCGGUCAGCAGUAUCGUCGUUGUAACAGCCAACGUGUCAAACACCACAGCAGGUCCCCUGAUAGUUCUCAUCGUCCCUCCGCGUCUCGGUAAACCAAGCCCACCAGUGAACCUAACACACACCCAGAACGCAGAGGGAGAGCUAGUUCUGAGAUGGAGCAACCCACAGCCCCAUGCCAGCCUUGUCCCACUGAGCUAUGAGGUCCGAUACAUUACCUCCCACAACACCUCUAACCCCAACUGGAAGCAUGUGGAGGUGACUGGAGACCAGUGGGUGUCUCUGACUGGAUUGAGGGCAGGUCUGCACUACAUUGUACAGAUCCACUCUCACCACCCUGCUCUGCCCCACCUGUGGAGUGACUGGAGCCAGCCACACCACAUCUACUUGGAAGAUGUGACAUAUCUCCCUGAGAGAGCGGCGGCCAGCCUUGGAGACAGUGUGACUGUGCACUGCGUGUUCAACGACCGCAGGGUGAACGCCAGCACGGCAGUCUGGUUUCUGAACCUUGACCGCCUUCCACAGAGCCAGUACACUGCUGUCAACGACCGUGUCAGUAAGAUAACGGUGCAACCGUCUGAGCAGAAACUGUACGACAUCCUGCGUUGCUGCCAACCUUCAGGGGAGAAGUAUAGCUGUAACUACCGCUACGCAACAAUAUACAUUAAAGAUCCGGUCAUAGAUAUCAGCUGUGUAACCAAUGGGGAUCUGGACAGCAUGACCUGUAGGUGGAACAACAUCCAAACUAAAAUCAACUUCCUGUCCAGGGUGGCCGACCUAUCCUGCGAUGUCAUGGAGGAGGCGGAGGCAGAGGAGGAGGUGGGCGGGGCAGUGGGUGUGGUCAGGCAGGCGGUGUGUGUAUCCAGCAGAUCUAGAGAAGUGAAGAGCUGCACUCUGCAGCCAAUCAGAGUGACUUCAUGCUACAAGCUAUGGAUGGAGGCCAAGACAGACAAUGGCACGAGGUCACAUCCUGUCUACAUCACACCUAUGGACCACGUGAAGCCCCACCCUCCCUCGGGCCUUGAGGCAGUGAGCAUGCCAAGUGGGGUCCUGAGGCUCGCGUGGGUGCCCCCAGAACUGCCCCUCUACGAUAUGCAGUACCAGGUUCGCUAUGCCCUCUCCACUGGCAAGGCCCAUCCAUUCUGGCAGGUCCUGGCUUCUCAGGCAGAGUCGUGGGCUGAGGUCCCUGAACCAGAUGUAUGUACGGUGUACAACGUGCAGGUCCGCUGUGUGCAUAUCAACAGGUCUGGGACCUGGAGUGACUGGAGCCACACUCUAUACACCACCCCUCACAACAGCAGAGCUCCUGACCAGGGUCCUGAUUUCUGGCGAGUGUUUCAGGAGGAUCCAGCAAGGAACCAGACUAACGUCACUCUUCUCUUCAAGCAUUUCCCCAUAGUGGAGCCAACCUACUGUGUGGAGGGCCUUGUAGUACAGCACCAGGCCUCUGGGGGCAUUGUGACUGAGGAGCGGAUAGGCCUGGUGUCCUCCUACCGCUUUGAGUGGCGAGAGGAGGUCCACUUUGUGACGGUCAAGGCUCAGAACAGCCAGGGAUACUCCACUAGGAACAUCAACAUGACCCUGGAGAGACACCCAAAACGCCAGUGUGUGCGUUCGUUCUGUGUGUCCCAUGUGAACAGUAGUUGUGUGGUCCUGUCGUGGUCGCUGCAGCACAACAGCAGUGUACCGUGUUCCCUGGUCGUAGAGUGGUCGGGUGAGAACCACCAGAACAGACAGGGUCAGACCACAGUGGGCAGGGAGAGGUGGACCAGGGUCCCCCCUACUGACCAAGUCUUCUACCUACAUGGUGAUUUCUAUGGCUCUGAGGAGUAUGUGUUCAUCUUGUAUCCAGUGUUUACAGAUGGAGAAGGAGAGCCAGUGUAUACUAAAGCCUUUAGGGGGGCCAACGCUGGGCCUGCUGCCUACAUGCUGAUGAUGAUCGCCGCUUUCCUUGCCAUUGUCCUCUUCGUCACCCUGGUCAUAUCCCGAAACCACAUGAAGAAGUUCAUGUGGAAGGAUGUUCCCAACCCAAGCAACUGUUCCUGGGCCCAGGGGGUGGACUUCAGGAAGGCUGAGACUAUGGAGCAGUUGUUCAGCCAACCAGAGGGCCUGCCAGCCUGGCCACCACUCCUCAUCUCAGAGACUAUCUCCCAGGCCACCAUCGUAGAGAAGACUUGUCACCCAGCCCCAGACAGGGACAGCAUCCUGAUCCCAGCCUCCACCCCAUCCCUCUUGGACUUAGAGGUGCCUGAGGUCCCAGAGGAGGAGGAGGAGACCCCCCAGCCCCCAGAUCUCCCCAGGAGUGUGGAGAGCUCAUCCCAGUCGACAGUGACCUAUGCUAUGGUCCUGCUCUCAGAUGACCCCUGCCGGCGCUACAAGCAGAGCGGCAGCCUCAGCCGCUCCAGCGACGAGGGCAACUUCUCCGCCAACAACUCUGACAUUUCCGGCUCCUUCCCCGGAGGCCUGUGGGAGCUGGAGAAUUCCCAUUCCCGAGCCGGAGAGUCGGACCUGGACCCACAGUGUUCAUGCUCUUACAAUUAUGUGGAGGAGUUUUCUGAGAUGUCGGAACAGGAGGAUGAGGCCCUGGGAGGAGAGAGGGAUGGGGGGAUAGAGGAGAAGGACCUGUAUUACCUGGGAAUGGGCUACCAGGAGGAGAGUGAGGAAGAGGAGGAGGAGGAGGAGAAGGGGGAGGAAAACACAGAGGCUAUGCUGCUCAAAGAGGCGGUGGUUCUGCGGAGAGAGUGCUCAUCCAUUGAGUCCAACCCUCUACUUGGGUGUCGGGACUCUAUGUUUAGUGAGUCCAGUGACAAGGCGGCGGUGAUAGGGAUAGGGAUGAUUUCUGUUCCCCUCUACCUUCCCCAGUUCAGAACUGCUCCCUCCAGGCCACUCAAAGCACAGGGCAGCACCCCCAAGCUGUAAGACCUGGUAGUGCCUAAUGUGUUGUUUUACUCUAAUGCUGCUGUUUAGUCCCUCCGGAGGGACAGCACUCAGGAGAGACAUAGACAAUAUUGCGUGGCCGGUGUUCAGCCACUGAACCUUGGCUGUGUCUUAGAUGACACCCUAGUCCCUAUAUCGUAUAGUGCACUUAGAUCCCUAUGGGCCCUGGGCAAAAGUAGUGCACUUAGAUCCCUAUGGGCCCUGUGGCAAAAGUAGUGCACUUGUAUCAGAAAUUUAGAAGACAGGGACAAGGUGUCCGAGGGGGCUAGGCUUACUAGGUGCUAAGCCCACAUCAUAAGGAAUAGGCUGCCAUUUCAUAAGCUCCCUCCCCGUCUACAGUGGCACACUGCUACUCUGCACCUUCAGUCCACACAAGGCCAGCUCUAUAUCAUGUAUCAGAGCUGAGGAGAGGAGACUCCUUUAUCCAGUGCUGCACACUUUCAGGAACUAUUAUAUGCUGUGAUGAAGGGAACGUCAUUACAAAACGAGAGAAAGGGAAUGGCUGCUCUGAGCGCAACACAGAGCACGUGAUAGGAUCCUGUCUCAAAGCAGCACUGGAUAGUUUGACUGGUGAUGAGCAUCAUUGAUGCCGUGUGAAUUUGGAUGCUUUUGGAACAUUUCCCGUAACCGUUGUGGAGAAUUGCCGGUUCAGAUCGGCACUCUGACCGAAACCUCAAACAAUGAAUGUCGCUUUUCUUCGUUGUUUGCACUGUAUUUGAAACUGUGUUUUACGAAAUGUAAAAAAAAAAAUGUGCCAUCUAUUUUCAUCGCGUGCCAUUUGCUAUUGAAAAAGCUAUUGCUAGGUAUACAUUUGAUGGAAGAAUGUACAUUUUGAAUACAAUGAAGACUAUCCCUUGCUGUAGAAGGCAGAAUGAUAUUUAAUGUGUGUCGCGGUGCCUCGUCUAUUUUUCGUGGUCAAAGGUAAAUAUGUAUGGGCCGCGACUUUCGACUUCUUGAGAACGGGUGAACAAGUUGAAGGUUGUCCGCGCUGAGAAAUAUAAAAUACAAAAGCAUUUUCUCUUCCACCGUUACCAAGGCUAUCGGUCACUCAGAGAGCAGAGGAGGUAAAAAAAAAACAGGUUAGGGUUGCAGACGGACAGUCCUAGCAGAUCCAGGAGCCAUUAUAUUUGGUUGUAAUAUUGACUUAGUCACCUGUGGAAUGUCACCCAUAUUGUUAUUGGGUUCUACUAGCUCGGCCUCUGUUUGAGGGAUGAUGGAGACAUUUCAGAUUACUAUCUCAAUAACACUUGCCUUGGAUCAGGUAUUCCCAAGGUACGCGCAAUGCCAUCGGGGGUGCGCCAAAUUAAAAUGUGAUUCACAUGCAGACAUUUAGAAACGAAACAUGACAAUUUGAAAAAUAAGCCACGGGAGAUUUUGGAGCGAGAAUAAGGACGACUUUCGAAUAGUAAGACGUGUAUAAAAGAAACGGAUACCAUUAAUAAGAAGGGGUUAGAUGCGUCUUAUAUGGUGAGCUACCGAGUGGCUAGAACAGGCAAGUCCCAUACUAUUGUGGAGGACUUAAUACUUCCUGCUGCUGCGGAUAUGGCUGGGGGAAAAGGCCCCCCCAAAAAUAUACAGACAAUGUCUUCAUCAAACAACAGUUUUACGACGCAUCAGUGACAUGGCAGGAGAUGUUUUUAAAUAAUUACUGCUUCGCAUACAAGCCAGUGAAUUAUAUGCCUUACAGCUGGAUGAGUCAACAGACUUGGCGGGCCUGGCAUAGCUCCUGGCAUAUGUCCAUUACCUUUAUGGGGGAGUCAAUUAAGGAAGACGUCCUCUUCUGCAAACCACUGGAAACCAGGACAACAGGAGAGGAUCUUGAUAAAGUACUGGACAGCUUUGUGCCAUCAAAUGGACUUUGGUGGUCAAGAUGUGUUGGUAUCUGUACUGUUGGUGCAAAAGCCAUGACAGGGAGACAUAGUGGAGUGGUAACGCGCGUGCAAGCAGUUGCUCCCAACGCCACUUGGGUACACUGCAGCAACCACCUACACUGCAGCAACCACCGAGAGGCUCUUGCUGCCAAGGGAAUGCCUGACAGCUUGAAAGAUGUUUUGGACACUACAGUGAAAAUGGUUAACUCUGUUAAAGCAAGGCCCAAGCAACUCUCGUGUAUUUUCUGCAUUAUGCAAUGAUACGGGCAGCGACCAUGUAACGCUUUUACAACAUACGCUGGUUAUCAAGGGGCAAAGUAUUGACACAUUUAUUUUUUUAAAUUGAGAGACUUAAGUUUAAAGUUUUCUUUAUGGACCAUAAUAUUCACUUGUCUGACCACUUGCAUGAUGACGAGUUUCUCACACGACUGGUCCAUCUGGGUCAUGUGACACUGAUGCCUUUUGCAACCACUGUACCUACGUGAGAGUGGAUUCUCGGUCCUCAUUAGCAUGAAAAUGAAAUACAGGCACAGACUGUGUGUGAAAAAUGAUUUAAGACUGAGACUCUCUCCAAUACAACCCAACAUUACAGAGUUAUGUGCACCCUUUCAAGCACACUCUUCUCAUUAACCUGUGGUGACCUAUUCACAAGUUUUGAUGAACUAAAUAAAGAGCAAAAUUAUUGAUUA
Molecule: messenger RNA, 6377 nt
Organism: Oncorhynchus keta (chum salmon)
Lineage: Eukaryota; Metazoa; Chordata; Actinopteri; Salmoniformes; Salmonidae
Product: leptin receptor-like
Exons: 20
Coding region: 350-3799 (1149 amino acids)
Biological process (GO): immunoglobulin mediated immune response; cytokine-mediated signaling pathway
Cellular component (GO): external side of plasma membrane
Molecular function (GO): protein binding; cytokine receptor activity
Source: RefSeq, a predicted model, not a curated record